AAAAAGGCUGCCAUAGAGUGCGUGACCGACGGUUGGGAUGAGAAUGACGUUCAACUUGUGCUCUGGUAUCGGGAGGACAGCGAAUACGGGGCCGACGGGUCGGUGCCCUUCUAUAGGCUGGACGCCCGACACCGACAACUGUUUAAAGCCAAACAUGUGCUCCAAAACCAGUCACUGGAGCACCGGUUCGUGUUUGAUGUGACGUUAACCCCACCCGCACUGGUUAUACACCCGGUGCUGGUCAGCGACGAGGGCUGGUAUAGGUGUCGAGUCGACUAUAAGACCAGUCGGACACAGAGUUACAGCGCAUACCUGGAGGUGAUUGGUCCGCCGGAAGAGCUCAAAAUAGUGGACACUUCAGGAGCGGAGUUGUCGGGACUGAUUGGGCCUUACGAUGAGUUCGCCAAUGUUGUGCUGGUGUGCGAGGCCAGAGCUGGAAACCCAAGUCCGGCCCUAAUCUGGUAUCACAUAAACGCGUUGGAAGUGAUUAUAGACAACACCUACGCCUAUAACCGGACCGGUAUUGUCACAAACGAUCUACACUUACGCCAAUUGGAUCGACACGACUACCGGACACGACUGGCCUGUCGGGCCUCCAGUAGUUCUCUAUAUGACCCCAUCGAGCGGUCAGUGAUCAUUGAUAUGAACUUGAAACCAUUGAGCGCAAAAAUUACUACACUAUACGGUAGGCCUUUGAUCGCCGGCCGAACUUUUGAGUUCCGGUGUCUGGCAGAGGGUUCCCGACCCGAGCCCCGGAUAGUGUGGAAAAUUGGUGACACUAUACUGGCCUCAGACCCGCCGGUGCUCAGCAGCGACGGAAACGGCAGCGCUGAGUCUGUGGUGAAGUUUACGCCCACCGCCGACCACAACGAUCGGGAGCUGAUCUGUUUGGCCAAUAAUCCCCUGAUUGCCAACUCUUCAGUUGAAGACAGGCUCUGGAUUAGCGUUGAGUUCUCGCCUAUAAUCAACAUAUCCCUCGACCCGAACCACUCAAUCGGCUACGUUACUGAAGGCGAUUACAUUAGGGUAAAGUGCGAAGUGUUGGCCAACCCGUGGGUCACAUUCAUUGAGUGGUCGCUGAACGGCAAACGAGUCCAAAACCCUGUGCUUAUUGACAAAAAUCAGACACUGGUUAUCGAUAACAUACUCCGGGAUCAGAGCGGAAGAUAUCAGUGUACGGCUGGCAAUGGUAUCGGACGGACCAUCAGUCCUGAGCUAAACAUUGAAGUUAACUAUGCGCCCGUUUGCCGAAAGGGACAGCAAAUACACUACACGGCUGUCAGAAAUCUGGCGACAGAAGUGAGGUGUUUGGUAGACACCCGGCCCGUCGACAGUAGUGUUAGAUUCAAAUGGUUUGUCAACACAUCGGUCGAGACAUUUGAGUUGAAGGCGCCGGACGUGAAUCCCGUGUCCGACGACCCGACCGCCAGUGUUGCCACAUAUCGGCCCAAAACGGCAUUAAAUUACGCGAUGAUGAUGUGUUUGGCAGAGAAUAGGGUUGGCCCGCAGGUCGAGCCCUGUGUUUACUAUUUGCGUAUACAUAAUGGUCCGCCGGAAUCUGUCCGUAAUUGUGACAUAACCCACACAUCAGCGAUAGUAGUGUCCGUCGAGUGUAUGGCUGGCAAUAACGGCGGUCUUCGGGCCGACUAUCACCUCGAGGUCUAUCAUUCGCUUACAGAGCAAUUGGUGGCCAACUAUACGGCACUUCAGCCCAAGUUUGUGGUCGAGUCGCUCGCGGCUGACGUGUCCUACAAUCUGGUGAUCUACUCAUCUAACGAUAGAGGAAACAGUCCGCCGCUAACCUACCCGUCCGUCCGCUUGUUGCUAACGGACAUCAACUUAAAUGCUAGCAAAACUCAAAAAGAUAUAACUCGAUUAAUGAAUAGUCUAAUAGGAAUAGUGGUAUCGAUAGUGAUAUUCACGAUAUGUGUGGCACUUGUCGUCAAAAUCCGGCGAUUCAUAUACGAAGACGAGUAUAGAGUGUACGACGACGGCCGGAGCUCUCAGUCGGAGAGUGAC
Molecule: messenger RNA, 2019 nt
Organism: Medioppia subpectinata
Lineage: Eukaryota; Metazoa; Arthropoda; Arachnida; Sarcoptiformes; Oppiidae
Source: the annotation of a GenBank genome assembly